Messenger RNA from Ornithodoros turicata, 1619 nucleotides. RefSeq lists its product as uncharacterized. The transcript is spliced from 5 exons. NCBI's taxonomy places the organism in Eukaryota, Metazoa, Arthropoda, Arachnida, Ixodida, Argasidae. Bases 301 to 1602 code for a protein of 433 amino acids. The record is from RefSeq and is a predicted model, not a curated record.
UCGAAGCAGUCACGACUGACAGAAUGUUCGUCAGGGUCCGGGCCAGCCACAACGCAGCAAGAUUUUGACCGACUGCUCAGCGAUUUCAUCAUCAUGGGCCUCCACCCUCUUCGUCUCGUUGAACAGCAGGAGUUUGUGAAUCUCGUUCAAGUAGAAGUGAUGUCAAGGAGGACUCUGGGUCGAAGAAUCGACGACGCCUACACCAUGCACCUGUCUUCAAUUAGAAGGAUUGUGCAAUAAGUGCCUUCGGUGUGUCUGACUGCUGACGUAUGGUCUACCACCACAAAGAGCUACCUCGGGAUGACCAUGCACUGGAUUGAUCCUACCAUCCUCACCAGAGGGUCAUGUGCUCUCGCGUGCAGGCGCUUCAAAGGAGUGCACUCUUGUGACAGAAUUGCUGAGCUCAUGCAGGAUAUCCGCGAAGGGUACGGCGUCCCCCUGGAAAGGAUCACCUCUACCGUAACGGACAUUGGGUCCAACUUUGUAAAGGCAUUUAAGGUGUGUGGCAUACCUGCAUCCUACACAGACGGAGAGGAGGACGGUGAAGCCCGGUUCGAGGACAUUUCUGAUGCAAUCUUGUCUCGGCAUAUCAGAUGCGCCUUUCAUACGCUCAGUUUAAUUGCAAGGAGUGAUGUGAAGAAAGCGAUAGCGCAAAAUGCAGGCUGUGACAGGUUAUAUACUGCGUGCGUUGCAAAAUGCACAAAGUAUUGGAAUGCCUCACACCGUCCAAAAAGUGCCGAGGUCAUACAAGAAGUCAUUGGCUUUUCCCUUCCCACUCCAUGUCCCACACGGUGGAACUCUUUUCACGAUGCCCUUUCUGGGAUACUGAAAUCCAGGCAGCACAUCCCACGUCUCGCCGAGCAGCUGGACUUGCCAACAUUCCGGGAGGUUGAAAUGGAAUUCAUCGAAGAAUAUCAUCGUCAGCUUCAGCCAAUCGCCUGUGCCCUGGACCGGCUCCAAGGCAGCAAGGACUCCUAUUACGGAGAAUUCCUGCCCGUAAUAAGAGCACUGAAAUCAAAGUUGGAGUCGCUGAACAGCAGUAUCAGCGUUGGCACAUGUCGACCGGUCGCACAAGCGCUGCUCAACGGCGUCAAGACGUUAUUUCGGAGCUUCACGGAGCUAAAAGAUGAUGUGUUCAUCCUCGCAGCCGUCUCCCAUCCGUUCUUCAAGCUCCGGUGGGCGACAGGAGGGGACAAGGCAGCAGAGAAAAAGAAAAUGACAGACCUGCUGCUACAAGCUGCCGCACAGCAAGCGUCGGCCAUGCAGGACAAAGAAAACCAGGAAGAUGCGGCACCAACAAAUGAUGACUUUUUCAACUUCGAGGAUGCACCACCAGAGGAAAGCCUGGGUGGGAGUGGUUCACACUUGGAGAUCCUAAAGUACCUGGAGGAUUCAAGGACCGACAUCAAGAUGCUGCAUAAUUUCCCAUCGGUGAAGGCAAUAUUCAUCAAGUACAACACAAAUUUGUGUUCUUCAGCCGCAGUGGAGAGACUGUUUUCGUUUGGAAACCUGAUCCUGCGCCCGAACAUGAGGCGUCUCACCGAUAGCUUAUUUGAAAAACUGUUGCUUCUGAAAUCAACAAAUGGCACGCCAGCAAAAUAAACAGAAGUUGUACCAUG